AUGGGCUCAACACCCAAGUACGACCCAAACUUCACCCAGCAUGUCAUCGACACCUGCGGCCCCAACACCAGCCCGCGCAUGAAGACCAUCUUCGGCGCCAUGAUGCGACACCUCCACGACUUUGCGCGAGAAGUUGACCUCACUCCCGAAGAAUGGCUGGCUGGUGUCAAGUUCCUGAACGAGACGGGCAAGAUCUGGGCAGAGUCGGACGGCAAGCGGAAUGAGAUGCACAGAUUAUCCGAUAUUACGGGUCUGGAGUCUCUAGUCACAGAGAUCGCCAACUACGUCCAAACCGAAGACCCGAACUACACGCCCACCUCUGCCGCUAUUCUUGGCCCAUUCUGGUCGCCGAAUGCAACAUGGAGAGAGCUGGGUGACAGCGUGAUUCAAGACCCUCACGAGGGCGUGGUGACAUACAUGCACGGUGUGAUCCGGGAUCUGUCAACGCACAAGCCUAUCCCAGGCGUGACGUUCGACUUCUGGCAGGCUAGCAGCAACGGCAAGUACGAUUUCCAGGACCCAGACAAUCAGAGCGACAACAACUUGCGUGGGAAGUUCAAGACGGAUGAGAACGGCGAGUACCGUCUUUACUGCCUUCGACCAACUGCCUACUCUCUUCCAACCGAUGGUCCCUCCUUCCAGCUCCUAAACGCAUUGGACAGACACCCAAUGCGGCCAGCGCAUAUCCACUUGAUGAUCACAAAAGACAACUACAAGCCAGUAAUCACGCAAAUCUACCCCAAAGACGACCCCUGGCUCUCUACCGACACCGUCUUCGCCGUCAAGGACGAUUUGGUCGUCGACUUCAACCCCGUUGGCAAGAUCCCCGACAGCAUGAAAGAGCACACCGGACCCGGCGGGAAGGCGACGAAGGAAUUGGAGUUGAAUAUCGUCUUGGCGCCGCUCGGGGUGGCUGGGCACUCGGACCCGGAGCCUAAAUCGUAG
Molecule: messenger RNA, 945 nt
Organism: Saxophila tyrrhenica
Lineage: Eukaryota; Fungi; Ascomycota; Dothideomycetes; Mycosphaerellales; Extremaceae
Exons: 2
Coding region: 1-945 (314 amino acids)
Biological process (GO): catechol-containing compound metabolic process
Molecular function (GO): catechol 1,2-dioxygenase activity; ferric iron binding
Source: RefSeq, a predicted model, not a curated record